Paramecium tetraurelia is the source of this 1365-nucleotide messenger RNA. RefSeq lists its product as uncharacterized. NCBI's taxonomy places the organism in Eukaryota, Ciliophora, Oligohymenophorea, Peniculida, Parameciidae. The record is from RefSeq and is a predicted model, not a curated record. The transcript is spliced from 6 exons.
AUGCUACGUCUAGCCUUCAAGCAAUUAUCACGUCAAUCUUUCUUAUAGAAAAAGAAAAUCUAUGAACUAUUUUUUGAAAGGGGAUUGAAAUUCUUUUAUCAAAGUAUCAAACAAAACUAUUAUACCCUAGAUCAACAUCGACAUGCAAUAGAUUAAUUUGAGAUUUGCAUGUCAGUCUUUGCUGAAGCCAAACAACCCAAACGAUGGCAGGACACUAAAUUUGAAGAUUUGAAUUGCAGACAUUACCCUGAAUAAUAAUAAAUCAAAGUUUGCUUUUAAGACCUUUGGAAAAAUUUAUUCGAAUUGAUGGGUAAAUGUUAUUACAUAUUGCAUGAACAAGAAGCCUGCACCAAAAUGUGCGAUUAUUGGCAAUAAUUAAAUCCACUCUGUGCAGGGGCCUUCAUUUUGAGAGCUUAGUCUCGAUUCUUAUCUGAGCAAGUGACCUAAAUAGACUGCCAGAUGAUUUGCAAAGAUCUCUAAUUUGCUCAGCAAUUGGAUCCUCUCAAUGAAAGCAUCGCCAAGGUCUACGAUAUGGUCUAAGCUCAAUUAUCCAAGUUCGAAGAGGAUGACAGCGACAAAGAACAGUACGUUUAAUAGGACACUUCUCAAUACAGUGUCCAGGAGGAAGAAGAUUUGCCUUAGGAUUUCAUGGCCUAGUUUGCAUAUCAAGACAAUGACUAAGAACUUAGUUAUGAAUAAGAUCCAAAGAAACCGAUACCCAUGGAAGUGUAAGAGCUAGGGCGAUUUAUUGAAUCAAGAGGAAUGGAUAUGGUCAAGACCUUCUUACAGAAUGGCUAGUUGAAAGAAGCAGUAGAUUUGAAGGACAAACUACAAAAAGCUUUGAUAGCCAAGAAACAACUAGAGAAAAUUUCUCAAUUAGAUUUUAAUAGACCCAAGAAGAAAUUACAAUUAUAUGCUCAAUAGUUUGGCAUAGAUUUAUUGGAUCCACAAGUACAAAACGAAUUUAAGAGGAUUUAAGAGUAAAACUUGGAAGACAUUCGACAAUGGCUGAAAUAGAAUCAGUGGAGUUACGUUGACAAAGCGACUUAGAUAUAGCAGUAAGAGAAAGCCAGAUAAGAAUUGGCAAAGCUGUAAUUUAAGAGAAAAAUGGUCCCUUAAAAACAUGCUAAACACAAGGUUGUUAAGAAGGCUUAAAUUGGACUAUCCUAAAACAGUCCUAGUCCUUCUUCGAGUAACACAAAUAUCUCAACUAAAGAGUUUUAAUAAAGCAGUUCUGUGUUGAAUAACGAAACUUAAAUUGAAGCAGAACAAACUUGUGAUUUAAAUUGCAUUAUUAACUUCUCUAUUUUACUCCUAGCGACAAUCACAAUAAUAUCGACAAUCUAUUAUUCAUUCUUAGGAUGA